This is a messenger RNA of Cryphonectria parasitica EP155, 3752 nucleotides long. RefSeq lists its product as uncharacterized. Gene Ontology annotation, biological process: transmembrane transport. Bases 1 to 3357 code for a protein of 1118 amino acids. The record is from RefSeq and is a predicted model, not a curated record. Lineage: Eukaryota; Fungi; Ascomycota; Sordariomycetes; Diaporthales; Cryphonectriaceae. The transcript is spliced from 3 exons.
AUGCAUCACAUCACAGGACUUCUCACGAUCUUGAGCCUCCUUGUUCAACCAACGGUCGCCGUCCUCAUCCAGCAAUGGACAAAUUGUCUUGGUGCCUCCGUCACGCAGAGCGAACCCCUACAGCUACAAUGGGUACCUCUCUACGUCGAAGCUGGAUUUGAACACAACGACUCGAGCCACAACCUCAAGGUCACCGUCUACGGAAAUGUAACCGGAUCCUACGGCGGCGUGUCACUUCCUCCCUCGACCAGCGAUGAUUGGAACAAUCCCAACUUCACCGACGGCAAGAUUCUGCGCAACCCGUUUCCCACAACUGCCGCCAAGAUCACGACGCUGCACGAUACGAUAGACGUCUUGACCUACGAGCCAUACGCGGCUGACUUCGACUUCUGCGCCUCUGCUCUGUUCAACGGGGUCUGCCCGCUGGGACCCGUGUUCGACACGACGAACAUAGAAAUCCCGUAUGGUCUACCAGCAAUGACCAUGGAUAAGACCUUCUACACCAGCUAUGCAUUUACUUCGUUUUCGCCAACUUUUGAAAUCAUCUAUGGUGACGCCCAAAAGUCCAAGAUUGGGUGUGUCUCGGUCACAGUCACCCCUGAUCUCGGGGACCUGGCUUGGAUGUUGAGUCUCUUACCCAUGGCCAUUCUCGUCUUUGUCGGGGUAGCCACCAUUUUUGCCAGCAUCUAUAGCCCUUGGGGCACGACAGACAUUUAUCACUGGAGUUCGAACUUCGGGCGGCACAACGACUUGCUUCGCUUGGUGACACCUGGAUUCAGCGACUGUCUUCAGUACAUCCAGUUUAUUGCCUUGACUGGCGGCCUCACACUGAACUAUCCCGGAUUUUACCAGCCUGUCGUCAGUCGGGUGUCGUGGUCCGCGCUCAUGUUCAACGAGAGCUUCGUCAGCAAGGAUCCUGGAUGGCAGGGUCUGGUGGAUGGCAUAUACCACACGAAUGGAACCUAUGGACUGCAAGAGUAUGCGCAGCUGGUUGGAAUGGGCAAAGUCGAAGACAUCUGGGCCGGGAUGAUGGUCUGGCUCAUGGUGCUCAUAGCCAGCAUCACCGUCAUCACCCAAGUGGUUGUUGCGAUCCAGUGGGUCUAUCGGUAUGUGAGAAAUGUUCAGGAGGAGGAUUUGCGCAACAAAAACCUGCCGUUUACUGUGGGGAACGUGAUCCGGAUCGUGUUCAAUUACUUCCUCCUGCCAUUGGUGGCGCUGUCGAUGUUCCAACUGGUGGUGUUCACCAGCUCUCCCGCUUACACGGUCGGCUUGGCCGCAGUCACCAUCUUGCUACUUCUCGUCUUCGCCGGAUGGCUUCUGCGCCUGAUCACGACGACAAAGCCACGGUCGGUACUUUUCGACGAUUUGUGGACGGUUCUGCUCUAUGGUCCGCUGUAUAACACGUACUCGGACGAAGCUGCUGCCUUUGCUCUGAUUCCCGUCCUCCUGACUUUUAUCCGCGGCAUUGGCAUCGGUGCGGUGCAGCCUGCCGGUAUCGCGCAAAUCAUCAUCUUGGCGAUUUGCGAGGUCGUACAGGUCAUCACUCUGCAUGCGUUCAAGCCUUUCUCGUCCCCGACUUCGAUGAAUGCAUACCACACGCUCUUCUCAGUCCUGCGUUUCGCCACCAUCAUCCUCAUGACCGCUUUCGUGCCACAGCUGGAAGUCGGCGAUGGGCCAAAGGGCUGGGUGGGAUACGUCAUCUUGUUGAUACAUGGCGGCGUGUUGGUUCUGUGCUUCAUGCUGAAUGCCUUGCAGACUGUCAUCGAGGUCAUCGCGAGGUUGAUGGGGGCCGGCGGAGAAGACAACAAGGGCUUGUCUCAGGGCCCGCUGUCGAGGAUCUUUGGCGCACGACAGCUUUCCAGACGGACAUCGCGGCGUGGAGCACAGUCGAGGCAGAGCCAGCUGUCGAGCACGGCAAUGCUCGCUGCUGGUGAGGCUGGGAAAGGCGGAUACAUUGCACCUUCUGGGCGUGUCAGAAGCGAGUCCGCCGGUAGCGUGCGUGUCAUGAUGAACCAACGGCAUCAAAGAAGUUCGUCUGCUUUCGACGGCAUGAGCUUUGAUGCGCCCCCAUCACGGCUCGACAACGGGAGUGCCUUUACACCGACGACCCCUGGCGAGGCCAGCACCUACUCCUUCCUGCCAUCUCCUGCUGUGGGACAAAACCGCCAUGCGAUGCCUGCCUCUGCUCUGAUGGCGGAUGCGCCUGGUGAUACUUUCUACAGGCCGCCCAGGAGACGAAGGCCGACACUAGAAAACCAGUCAACAAACUCAAGAGCUCGCGCGUCAUGGGCAACGAGUGGUGACUUCUCUGAGAGGCGGCGAAGUCAGGUUGGACCCCCUCUAGAGCCGGUGGAUGUCGAAGCCAACGACCGCGGCGUCACGGCGCCUGCCGCGUACUCUUCCCUGAACUUCCCCACAAGGAACGAUUACGCAACGCGAGAGGUGGACUUUUACUAUGGCGUGCAGCGUGGCUCCAAGUUAAACUCAGGCGCCCCGCAGAGAAGGCUGGGUACAGGCCCUGCAGAUCCGACGGGACCUGUAGCGACGGCUACGGGCUGGUUCAGGAAUGUAUUUGGUGGCAAGAGGAAAGAAAAGGGCAAGGGUUUCGAAGUCGUGAGGAGCGCCAGAAUGCCCCCAGCAAUGCGAGCAGGAGGAGGCGACUACGACGACACCGACCCGCCAGAAGGAACACCCGUCGCUAUGGGUGUGCUGAGGAGUGGGCCGAUCGAUUCGGACUCGGAUGACGGCCGCGGCAAACCCAACCCGACGACGGUGGGCCCCGAAGCUCCUGCUCCCACCGAGCCACUCUUGGACGGCGACAGAGUCAGCCUAGACGAUUCUGGCGAUGAGGCUGUCGUGCCCCGUGCUGGCCAGCGCGGUCUUGCACCGACCCUACCGGACGUGGACACGGGCAGCAGCUUCCACGUCCCUAGCAGGAAGGUGUCGAAGGCCAGCCGCGUGGCGACAAUCCGCAACGAGGAAAUUCCCGAAGUGCCCAGAAAAAGCUCGAAGCGCAAGUCGGAUCUGAUACCGGGCUUGACGCUAGACCUUGACACCCCGGUGGGCAAUCGGCCUAAUCACCAGCCAAGCCCAAGGAUGGACGAGCAACAGCAGUCCGCAUCCGGAUCAUCUCGCCUUCCAUUUGAGCGUCGCAGAUCCUUAUCAAAUCAUACGCCAUCAGUCUCGUCAAUGGGCGACACAGAGGAGUCAAGCGGUAUGGAUAUACAUCGCGUGUCGAGUGAACACCGCCCGACGAGUAUAGGGACCGUGCAUGUGCACCAUGGGAACAUCAGUCGUUUUCCCUCUGAUCACAGGGGAAAAGUUCAGGGGAGAGAGGCGGAAUUCGUGGACGAGUGACGAGGAUGAGUACGGACACACCAAAAAAGAACAACAAUAUCAACAAUUACAAAGAGACGCAUUGCUCUCAUAAUCAUCACCAAGGUUUCAGGAAUGAAUUAACAUGGAGCAACGGACUAGCCGGUGGGGGGGGGGGGGGGGCGUUGGCCGUCGUUCAUAAUAUAUGGCAGUAUAGAUUACCUUUCUCUCGGUUAUUCUUCUAUUGGUGUUUUGCUAGCGAUGGCGCAUAAAAUACUUUGUGUGGGCAAGCGAGUCUAUUCAGGUGGAUCGGGGUUCUUUCUCUCUCUUGUGUCUCUCGGGCAUGAGCAGGCUUUCUUUCCUGUACCCUGGCGAUCGUAUAUCAUAUUGUUGUGUACUAGUAAUCAACUAAAUGAAAUGAUACACAUAUGAAUGCG